Molecule: messenger RNA, 213 nt
Organism: Bipolaris zeicola 26-R-13
Lineage: Eukaryota; Fungi; Ascomycota; Dothideomycetes; Pleosporales; Pleosporaceae
Exons: 2
Coding region: 1-213 (70 amino acids)
Source: RefSeq, a predicted model, not a curated record
AUGACGCGAGGCAUUCACGCUCCGCCCCAGCAAGAUGCGGGGGGGAGGGGGCAUCUGCAAGUCCGAAGUCACGGCUUAGAAUUGCUGGGAAAAUAUUAUACUUUCUUUAGUAUCUGUCUGACGGCUAUCGACAGUGUAUGCGAUGAUCCAUUUCUCCUUCGCUCGUACCACUACGAACAUAGCCUAGAGAACCUCAGUGCCGACAAAGAAUAG